Molecule: messenger RNA, 1080 nt
Organism: Durusdinium trenchii
Lineage: Eukaryota; Dinophyceae; Suessiales; Symbiodiniaceae
Source: the annotation of a GenBank genome assembly
GAAUUCUACCUCUUGUCACCACCAGGAUUGGAGGAACUGUGUGAAUCUCCGUCCCCACCGGGCUGCAACCCAUUGCCGCUGGGGGGUCUUUUACUGCAGACCCCGCCACAUAGACGGAUUGAAUCGUCUGAAACGUCUCCAAUGCCGACCCCUUACACACCAGUUAGGCCCGCACCUGGACUGGACAAUGUGCCCACACCGACAAAGGUGCCUAAAAGCGGAGCUUUGGGUGAGAGGAAAGCAUGGAACGACGGAGUUGUGCAAGACAAAGAUCACCUUCUCAGGACUCCGGACGGAAAGAUGAUCAGCAGCUUUGCAGACGAGGACAAGCCGGUCCCAGGCAACUCACUUGAGCCACAGACAGGUGCUCAUGGACAUGGAGCCUCUGAAAAUGGCUUCCGCUAUGGACAAGCUCGCAUCAGGGGCAACGGGUGCAAGGCGAUACACUGCCGGCGGGGCAGGGGCUGCAAGGGCAAAGGCAAGGGCAAGACCAAAGGCAGGUUGCCACUGACGGAUUUGGUGCCAGAACCUUGCAACGAGCAGAAGCUAUUUCUGAUGCAACACAGCAUCGCCCACAUGCAACAGAUGUUGCAGAUGGCCCAGGCAGAGGCCAUGCAGACUUAUCAAGUGGUAUUGCAGGAGCACUCAGCAAGCGGAACAAGUCCUGCAGUAUCUGCAGUGCCAGCACUGCCUGUUGCAACCAUGCCAACUAUGCCAACAGUGCAGGAGGACUUCAGGGAUGAGAAAUUCACCGAGACGGAAAGUGGUGAUUGGAUACUGGAGUUCAAAGUUCGAAAGGCCACGGCGUCGACUGACUUGGGAAUGCAGGUCUCAUACCUCCACGGGCGGCCACCGGUGAAGGUGCAAAAAGUCCAUGACACUGGUGUGAUCCCUUCAUGGAAUCGACUUUGCUUGGGCGACUUCGAGCAUCGCGCUGUUUGCCCAGGUGACCAGAUACUUGCGGUGAACGAAGUCUAUGAUGUGCAGCCCAUGUUACUUGAGAUGAAGGAGAAGAGCCUGCUGACACUCAAGAUUCUUCGGCCAUUUGGCUGGAGACCCAGGACGGGAACUGCGAACUGA